AUGAUAUUUUCGAGGUAUUUUAUUCCUAUUAUACUCACACUUUUAACAUCAUCACCAUUAUUUGUCGAUGCUGAUCCAAAUAUGGAAGAAUUAGAAGGAACUUGGUCGUCAAAAUCAAAUACAGUAUUUACUGGACCAGGAUUUUAUGAUCCUGUAGAAGAAUUAUUAAUUGAACCGGAUUUACCAGGGAUUUGUUAUUCAUUUACUAAAGAUGGUCAUUAUGAAGAAGCAUUAUAUCGAGUUAAACCAAAUCCUAAAAAUCAUUCAUGUGCUGUAGCAUCAGUUACUUAUCAACAUGGUAAAUAUGAAUUAUUAUCCAAUGGAUCAUUAGUGUUAACUCCAAUUGCUGUUGAUGGUAGACAAUUAUUAAGUGAUCCUUGUAAUUCAGAAGAUCCUUCUAAAUCAACUUAUACAAGAUAUGUUCAAUCUACUUGGUUUAAAACUUACCAAGUAUAUGUUGAUUCUUAUCAUGGAAGAUGGACAUUACAAAUUUAUCAAUUUGAUGGGUCUAAAAUGCAACCAUUAUAUUUGGCUUAUAAGCCACCAGUUAUGUUACCAACAAUAGCAUUAAAUCCAACUGAUGAAGCUUCAGAAACUGCCCUGACUUUAGGUAGUGUGUCUCAUAAAAUUAAAAGAAGUAGAAUGAGAAUUAAACGAUCAUUGGAAAAUCAAUAUAGAACAAAUGCUAAAAGAGAAAUUUAUACUGAAAAAUUUGAUAAAAUUUGGUGGUCUUCAGUUUUUUGUUUAGCUUUAGCAUCAUCAUAUUUCUUUCUUAAAAGAUAA
Messenger RNA from Candida albicans SC5314, 783 nucleotides. RefSeq names its product Rot1p (gene ROT1). NCBI's taxonomy places the organism in Eukaryota, Fungi, Ascomycota, Pichiomycetes, Serinales, Debaryomycetaceae. The transcript has a single exon. Gene Ontology annotation, cellular component: endoplasmic reticulum; endoplasmic reticulum membrane. Gene Ontology annotation, biological process: budding cell apical bud growth; 'de novo' protein folding. Bases 1 to 783 code for a protein of 260 amino acids. The record is from RefSeq and is a predicted model, not a curated record.